CCUGCCACAACUAGAAAAUUUAACAAUAAACGUAAUCAUAUUUUCCGAAAAAAAUAGUAAAUUAUAUUCGAGUUAGAAUGUUUGUGACAUAAAUACCUGUAAUAAAUGAAUUCAAGAUGGCUUCCAAUGUGACCAGGGUUGCCGAUAAUAUCAUAAACGAUACAAAACAAUCUGAAACGAAUCCGAUGAUAACAUGUACCAGAGAGAAAUUGGAAGAAUCACGUUUGAAUGAUGAAAUAUAUGAAAGUGCUGCGUCUUCGUACACGUUUGGAAGCGGUCGGAGUCAGUUCAGCAGUGCACUGGACACCUGGUUGGGAAGCGCCACAGAGAGCACGGGGGUGCAGGGCAGUAGGGUGCCUGUAGCCCAGCGGUCGACUCUCGCCACCCCUUCUACAAUCGACGCGUCAGGCCUGUGGUACAUUCUGGCGAUGGUGCUGCCCCUGUUCAGCGUGAACAACUUGCAGCCAGUCUGGAGGUGCACACCUAGUACAAUAUUGAACACAGCUGAGCUGUUCUUCACACAGUUGGCAAGUGUCUGCGAGACGGUCAAGAAUCGCAUCCGACGACUGGCCCAAGACGAAUACGCUAGAGACGUGUUCGCUACCAUGAUGGACGUAGUUCUUGUUGUUUACGCCAUGGGAUACCUGAUGCUUUCCAUUUACCAAGCAACCAUUAUCGUGUAAAUUAUUCUAACUUAUUCUGAACUAAGUACAGUUAAAUUUAAAUUGUGGUAGUUAUAAAAUAAUGAGAAAUACCAAUACAC
Messenger RNA from Galleria mellonella (greater wax moth), 763 nucleotides. RefSeq lists its product as uncharacterized. Lineage: Eukaryota; Metazoa; Arthropoda; Insecta; Lepidoptera; Pyralidae. The transcript is spliced from 4 exons. The record is from RefSeq and is a predicted model, not a curated record. The coding region runs from base 117 to 683 and encodes 188 amino acids.